GAGUAUACCGCCGGGCAUGCCUGGCACGUGCCUGGGCUGCCCUUUUUCUUUUUUUUAUUUUUUUUUAUUUUUUUUUUUAAAUGAAAACAAAAACAGAAAAAGGAAGAGUAGUACUUGCUUUCUCUUUCUCGAUCCCUCUCUCAAAAUCGCUGCUCUCAGUUCCUCUCUCACCGCCGGCCGCCGCUCUCAAUCCCUCUCUCACUGCUCUCAAUCUCUCUCCCUCACCUCGCCGUAACGCCGUUCAAUCUUCCGCCGCAGCCGCACCACUGCUCAGCUCACCGCGCCGCACCGCACUCACUCUUUCUCUUCGUCUCGUUUGAGAGUGCUCUCAUUAACAUGUAUGCAAAUUGUGGUGCAAUGGAGUUUGCUAGGGAAAUAUAUGAAGGACUUCAGUUUUCAUUUAAAUUCAUUCGAACAACACAUGCUAUUGCUCAUUCCUUCUAUCUAAUCUUUCUUAUUUUUUGGUACAUCGUUGUAACUAUAACAAAUCCAUAUCUAUAAUAAUAAACCAAUCUAUAUAUCUAUAAGACGCCAAUGUGCCCUGAAAAAACCUAAAAUACCCAUAUCUAAAAAAUUGACACCACAUCAAAAAACCUAAAAUGCCCCCUAACUAAAAAAUCAGAAAUUUAGUGAAAAUACCAUGGCUCUUUUACUCUGUGAGAGUAUUUUAAUUAAAUUUUUUUUUAUAUAUGAUUAAAUUUGGUGUGUAUCUUUGAUUUGUUGGCUUUCGCCGCCAAUCACAGCUCCGCUGAAAUUCGUCAUUUGAGUGUACUAUUGGUGUCUUUGAACGCCGCCAAACACAUUGAUUAAGCAAAGAACGAACAAGAGAAGGGUCUGCGGAGUAUUAGGGGAAGAGGUUUACGGCAAAACCCUAACAAUGAUAGUUUCUUCACAAAUUGACUACAAUGGAGGAAGAGGAAGAUGAAUCAAUCGGGUAAUUCAAAAAUUAGCUCUGAAUUUCCAAUGGCUUUCCCUCCUUAUCGUCCAUCUCACUUCCGUAGUCAAACUUACAACACUCUUGUUUGUAUUCUCACUCAUCUUUCUCCUUCCACCGUUCCCACUCAACCCCUCAAUCUUCCUGAUAAUAAUGGCAAUGUUGGAAUGGGGCAAGAAAAGGAGCCUGAGUGCUCUGAGUUGAAAGUUGGUUCUGAUGUUAAGGAUCCCAAGGGUCCAGUACCCUUGGAGGAUACCAUUGGAAGUGUUGGAGACAAGGACAAGGAUUUGAGUGCCACCGCUAUGGUCCUAGAUGAUAUACAAUUUCUGAUGGGAAGUGAGGAACCAUCUACACAAACAAAUGAUUUUCAAUGCGAGCAGAAAUUAAUGGACGAGUUGGAGCUGGUUAUGAAAGGGAUUGAAGAUCCUGUUUGUGAUAACUGUUUAAUCCCCUUGAACUGUGAGAAACAAAAUAGUGGUAGUGAAGUUGAUUUGAUGGAUUACCAAGUAGAAGAACAUGUUGAAUUUCUGCAGUCUGGAACAAACACGUCUGAAAGUGUAAGUGAGGUGUUGACACAAGUACAAGGGGAGCAUAAUGAACUUGCCUCCGAAGGAUUUCAUGUGUUAGAGUCAACAAAGGAACACACUUCCAAUUCCGUAAUUAGUACAUCAAGAAUAGAGAAUGAUAGUCAACAGAAGGAAACAGAAUUGGUGAAUCCGGCUUCUCCUGUAGCGGUCUCACUUCCUACUAUACAAGAGGAUGAAUUUGAGAAGGAAGAACAGGAUGGUCAUAAGGUUGUUGAAGAAACUCAUAGUUCUUUAGAUCUUGAUACAAAUAUUGAAGCAUUGAAUAUGGCAGAAGAUGGUGGAUUACUAGAUUCAUCAAUUAUGAAAGAUAAAUUCGAAACAGAAAAUGAAGAGAAAUCAGAUAAGUUAAUUUGUGUCAGAAAUACAACAAAUUCUUCUGAUAUUCUGAUUGAAGGAGAUCUAGAAGAGGGAGAAAUUUCUGGAUAUUUUGCAAUGGAUGAAAACACUUUUGAUGUGUCUUCUGCGGAUGAUAUUGUUUCAGAACAGAUGAAAGUGGAUGAAAUUCAGAAAGCCGGGAAUUCAUUUGGAAACACGAUACCUCCUUUAAAUAUGGGUCUCUCCUUUCAAGGUUUUCCAUCUAAUCUUUUAACGGUAAAUGCAAUUCAAGAUUCCAAUAGCAAUGGACAAGUGCAACCUAGGACUAUCAAUGCCAUACCAACAAAUUUAACCCAAAAUCAAGUCUUGCACAAAGGAUUCAUGGAAGAAACUGCUAUCAAAUAUCACAAGAACUCGUCUGCAGCAGCACAGCAGAUGGCUGAUGCCAGCAGAAAGGAACAAAGUAGUCCUGGCCCUAAGAAGAAGAAAAACAAAAAGGAAGUGCUCGAUGCCAGUAGAAAACGAAAACAUGUUCCUGAUUCUGAGAAGGAAGAUGGAAUAAAGGAAGAUGAAAAUAAGCAGAUGGUUGAUGCCAGUGGACGUAAACGUGGUCCUGGUUCUCAGGAGAAGAAAACUAGAAAGAAGGAGAAGUAUCGAAAUAACAGAGCAAAAAAGAACAGAGAACUAGGUGUUAAAAAGUUGAAGUUCAUUCCAGUACAAAAACAAAAAAUUGUUACAUUUUGUCGCCAUUAUAUGCAAGGAAGGUGCAACGAGGGUGACAAAUGCAAUUUCUCACAUGAUACUGUUCCUUCAACAAAGUCCAAGCCAUGUUUUCACUUUGCUCGCCACUCUUGUAUGAAAGGAGAUGAUUGCCCAUAUGAUCAUCAGCUCUCCAAGUAUCCUUGUUCCAAUUUUGUGUCUAAAGGCUCUUGUAGUAGAGGCAAUGCUUGUAUGUUUUCACACAAGGUGCCAACCAACCAAGAUAUGCCUACGCCUACAAAUGCUUGCAAACCAGAGUUGAAGUCUCCUCUUUCGUUGGGAAAUACAAAUUUCAGUACGCCACUUAAUAAUCAUGGCAAUAGUUCUGUCCAGCGAAACCACUUCACCAAUUCUAAGGGAAUUUAUUCUCACACCAAUGUAGAACAUAAGGUGACAGACACUUCGCAGACAAAGCCAACCUCAGUACCCAAAGGAAUUAGAUUCAUAAAUGUUGCCAACAUAUCACCUAGUACGCCAAAACAAGACACGGUAACACCAAACAAGGGAAGUGUUGGCAGCACUGGGACGUGUGCAGAUAAAGGUCAAAAUACUGUGGAAGUUCCUAAGAAAUUUCCAGCUGCCACACCUAAGGGAAUUAACUUUCUUUCUUUCGGCAAAAGUUCUGUUUGCAGUUUUAAAAGUUCUAUUCAAUCCACUACAGAAGGAAAGAUAUUGAAGUUGCCUCAGUCAGUCAAUUUUGGUUUGUCUGAACAUUCAAUUUCAUCUCUGAAUAAGGAUGAUUAUGGAAAAGCCAGUGACAGAACUGCAGAAAGUUUACCACAAACUGCGCUAUUCUCACAUGACAUUUUAGACAAAAAUCAAUCCAUGGCAGACCGAAUGAAAUCAAAGUUUCUAAGGAAAGAUUCAACCGAUGAUUCUGUGAGGGAUCACGGCCAUUGUAAAUCAGUUCUAGAAGGAAAAAAAGCAUCCGAUAAUUCUCAGACUUCAACUGUGACCUCAGCUACGCUUCUUGCUCGUCCGUUUGCUUCACAGCAGUCUUCAGAUGGUGUACUAUCUGGAUAUCAUAAACAAGCAUCAAACUUAGGCCAAAGGGCACUCUUGUCGACUUUAGCUUUUGCAGCAGAGCAUGAAUCAGGUAUUAAGAUGAAGUGCCCUACUGGUGUUUCACCUGUAUAAUCGGAGGAAAAUGAGUAAAACAAUUGCACUCGGAGUAUGACAAGAAUAUCAUUUCUAAAAUUUGAUUCAAUACAUGAAGCUCUUGGUGAUUUGAAUCAAGGCACUUCUCCCAGCUUAUUAGAUGAUAAGCAGAGAGGGGGUCGUUUAAUUUGCAAAGUUUCUAUUUCUCUCCCAGUAUGAUUGCAGGUAUUGCACUCAUGAUGUUCUUUAUGACAACAAAUUUGCAAAGGUUUACAUAUUUUUAAUAGAGGAUUUCUCCAUCCACUGUCCCUACAGCAAUAUCUGCAAUAUUCUUGUUUCUGGAAGUGACUUGAAUUUUGAAGUGAUUAAUUAAUUUUGAACUUUUGGUUCUAUCAUCAAACUUGGUCUUGUGUUUGCUUGUACAGGUAUAUAUUUUGUAUUUAACACUACUAGAAACUUCUGGUUUCAGAAAAAUUCUGAAAAAACAGUUUGGAGCAAUAUACGGGUGUGAUUUUCCUGCAUCACCUUGAUGUAAAUUGUAAUAUACAUUACAACUUUUUCUGUCUCCGGGCCUAUAAUUUUAGAGUAAAAAUUCAUUUUAGGUAUUGAGAAAAUAACUUGAAGAUACCAAUGUUGGUUCAAGAGGCGAAGAAUUGAGUUUGCGCGUUUGGAUGUCUUUCACUAGAAUCGAUUUUGCCUUUCAAAGUUGAUUCUAACAUGAAGCUGUGAUUUGUGCUUUUGACUCCA
This is a messenger RNA of Trifolium pratense (red clover), 4440 nucleotides long. Its product is annotated as transmembrane protein 18-like. Gene Ontology annotation, cellular component: nucleus; nuclear membrane. The transcript is spliced from 12 exons. Lineage: Eukaryota; Viridiplantae; Streptophyta; Magnoliopsida; Fabales; Fabaceae. Gene Ontology annotation, molecular function: RNA binding; metal ion binding. The coding region runs from base 922 to 3732 and encodes 936 amino acids. Gene Ontology annotation, biological process: negative regulation of DNA-templated transcription. The record is from RefSeq and is a predicted model, not a curated record.